Cylicocyclus nassatus is the source of this 528-nucleotide messenger RNA. The record is from the annotation of a GenBank genome assembly. NCBI's taxonomy places the organism in Eukaryota, Metazoa, Nematoda, Chromadorea, Rhabditida, Strongylidae.
AUGCCGAUGGACGAAAUCGAUGUAGCGCUACAUAUCGAGCCCGCUGGCGGAUGCGGUAAAAGAAAUGCGGUAGCGCGUGGAGCCGGCGCUGGCAGCAAUCAACGGCAAGGUGGACGCCAUCAUCCAAUUAAUGCACGAGCAGUGGCCGCUGCUGCGGUACCAACUAGAGUUCCUAGCCCUCAGCCCAACGUCAAUGUUGCUUCACCGCCUACAAAUUCCUCCGUCGCUCCACUGCCCAAGAACUUCUUCGCCGUCCAAUCCAUCGUCGUCUAUCCAGCAUGGUUAAUUGAGCUACCGAAUCUGGUAGCUUACCAAGGAACAUUGGUCUCGGGAGUAAGAGCCGAAGAUCACCGCAUGCUCUUCUCCGUGAUGCGCUUUCCAUCGCCAGAAGUACCGUUCACGUCUACUGAUGUCCCUGCCUGCUCGACCAGAACACGGAACAAGUUCCCUUCUAAUGUAAUUGAGUCGCAGGUGUGCUGGAACUUGGUCAGUCGCAUGCUAGAGAGAGGAAUCCCCGUUGGCCAAUAA